Molecule: messenger RNA, 2288 nt
Organism: Puntigrus tetrazona (Sumatra barb)
Lineage: Eukaryota; Metazoa; Chordata; Actinopteri; Cypriniformes; Cyprinidae
Gene: vsir
Product: V-set immunoregulatory receptor
Exons: 7
Coding region: 188-1027 (279 amino acids)
Biological process (GO): negative regulation of CD4-positive, alpha-beta T cell proliferation; positive regulation of regulatory T cell differentiation; regulation of immune response
Cellular component (GO): plasma membrane
Source: RefSeq, a predicted model, not a curated record
UUCACUGCUUUACUUCUGAUAUGAAUCUGGGAAGUUACGUGCAGUAACAGCACUUGAGUUCACAAAACACGGGAAUAAGAGGAGGACUGCACAAGAUCUUCUGUCACCACAACUGUGGAGAAGGACCUUGGGAAUAAGCCGAGUACAUUUCUACAGUUUCGUGAACGUCUGCAGGAGAUCAGGACUGAUGGAUGCAUUUUGCGCUCUGUUGCUCUGCUUCCAUCUCUUAACCGCGUUUCAAGUGAGCGGCGAGCGUCACUCUUUCAGUGUCUCUGUGCCACAUCGGGUCUACGAGUGUCCUGAAGGGGCCAAUGUCACGAUGAUGUGUCUUCAGUCUGGAGACAAGGUUCAUUCGGGGGACAAGAUGUGGAACACCUGGCUCUUCACACCUCGCUCGCAGGAGCACUGCCACAAGGGCGUGCAUCCUCGCGGGUCCGGUCACUCCAACAACGCGCUGGGAGUGGAAUACACGGGCAAAGGCAGCAAGUCUUUCUCCAUCUUUUUGCAGAACAUCAGCUACAGGGACCAGGGCAAAUACUGCUGUCUGCUUCUGGAAGUUAACAAGCAAAAGGUGGAGCAGGAGGCCCGGGAAUUCAUCUACCUGAAUGUAGUGCCAUCGAUGGGACAUGCUCACAACAGCAGUCUGAAGUGUUCGGACUGGUCUCACGGCCCUUCAGAUGACUCGGUGGCUGAAGGUCUGGCUAUCGCUGCCUGUGUCGCUUUCAUUCUGUGCCUCCCGCUCAUACUGAUGCUGGUUUACAGACAGAGACAAACAGUAGAGCGACACAGACGUGCACACGAGCUGGUGCGUAUGGACAGUGAAGCACAGGCUCAUGAGAACCCAGUGUUCUUGGGAGAUUCUCCACAGCCUAAAGUCCGGACUGUAUCCCAAAUAAUGAGGCAGUCCUCUGAAACAGGACGGCACCUCCUCUCGGAUCCCGGAACUCCGUUCUCUCCAAUCAUACAAGGAGAACUGUUCUUCCCAGCACAGGGAACUAUCCCUGAAUCUCCCAACUUAAUGGACUAAAACGUGUCACGCUCUCCCCAGGAGCAUCGAGUGCUUCUUCCAUCUCCUCCACAUCAUCAUGUCUCUUCCUGUCCUCUGCAAAGAUGAUGAGGACGGACCCACCCCAAAAAACGAGAACUGAACUCUCCGCUAUCACGGUGGGACCCCUUAUCUGGUUGGCGUCUGUGUCUGUCUGCUGACUUAAAUGGGUUUCCCGAGAAGGAAAAUCGGAACGUUUCACAAGUUAGGGUAUCAGGGAGAACACGAUUUCAUGAAGAGGAGCCAAAGAUUUUCUUUCGUGGCCUUUGAGUUGAACAUUUUUCAGCUAAGCAGUUUGCACACAUUCCUGUUCACCACGUGCUUCGUGUCAGUCAUACUGUGGUUUCAUUUGCACUUAAAAGACCGUUUUACUCUCUUUCAUUUUUCUAUCCCCAUCCUCACCUCCGUUCCCAAUGAAACGGUCACUUCAUCCGCUUACUUCUAGGGAUGUAUUAAUACCUCAUUUUUCACUCCUCUUUUACCCAUCUCUAUACUGAUUUUCCUUCACACUCAAUAAGGAUGUUUGUGCCAAAGUACUCAGUUGUCACUUUAUCACUGAAAUGGUGCCAGUGCUGGUCCCAAAUGAGGUUCUCGGCUGGAAUAUCUGCAAUUUUGCUUUAAAAUGCUAAAUAGUUGAUAAUACAGUGUCUUUAUGUAACAGGCCCAGAUUGAGGCCAGCACCGGUACGUUUGAGUGGAAAAGGGAUGUUCUCAGUACACUCACCGUCAGACCUGCUGAGAAACAAUGGGCUAUUAAAAACCCUUGUGUGGUUAGUGUGGUGCUUUUAUGAUGUAUGUAGCUUAAAAAUGAGUUCUGCCAGAAUGAAUGCAGAAUUUUUUGUGGUAAAUGUCUUACGUGUCCCAUGUCACUUGCGGCUUUAAGGGGCCAGAGGGCUCAUAAAACAAGAUUUUCUAUAUAUUUUGUAUUGACUUUUUAAUUGUGUGUGUUUCUAUUAUUCAAAAUACAAAAAAGCAAAAAGCUUUUAAUCCACUGCCAUAAAGAGCCACUUCAAUCCACUGCCAAAACUUUGCUUUGUGUAUGAAUGGAUAGUUUAUAGGUGAAUGACUGGAAAUAUUGGAAUUAUGUUGAUAAUUAUGAACCUGUUUGUACAUUUAAAAGUUGCUCGUGUGCCUGUACAAAGUCAAUACCGUAUAUGUAGCUCUAGUGGCAACGCUGUGACAAAAUCAAUUGCUUAUAUUUUGUUUCAUAAAAAUACAAAUAAAUAAAAAAAGUUCUGUUGAGA